Molecule: messenger RNA, 1316 nt
Organism: Ornithodoros turicata
Lineage: Eukaryota; Metazoa; Arthropoda; Arachnida; Ixodida; Argasidae
Product: leucine-rich repeat-containing protein 57-like
Exons: 4
Coding region: 161-1168 (335 amino acids)
Cellular component (GO): plasma membrane
Molecular function (GO): protein binding
Source: RefSeq, a predicted model, not a curated record
UUUUACUCGAGCAUGUUUGAUCCAUUCGCAGAUAGACAUUCCCAUGUAGAUGGUGAACCGAUAGCCCUGGGACGACAGUCUGAGGUGGACAGGACUGCUCUGGAAUUUCGUCAACCUCUUGUUGGGACGCCCCUGGAUCUUCCUUCACUUAAUAUAUAGCAUGGGUCCCGUGCUGAGCGCGGCGAUGUUCUACACCAUGUGCGCCGCCUUUUCCCGUUGUUGUCCCCCGAGUCACAUCGUGAACCCCUGCACCUGUUCUGGACCCUCCAGUUUCACCGUCCUCCGAUGCGACAACCUCGCAACCGUGGAUAAUCUCCGACAAGUCACUCGAAACCUGCACUAUCACACGCACGACUUCGGCAAAUUCAGCAUGGCUGACUCCAAGAUCACUGUCCUGGAACCGGAAAGUUUCGGUCCGCUUCGGUUCGAGUACAUCUUCAUCAAGAAGUCGACCCUCACCGACAUCAAAGACGGAGCGUUGGAGCCCUCUAGGGACACCUUAAAGAGAAUCGAAGUCACUCACUGUGAACUUAGGUACUUCCCCUUCAGAAACGUCUCAACGUUCCCGAAGCUGGAGAACAUUCAGCUCAGCUACAACCACCUGAAGACAAUACCCGAUUACGCGUUCAAGUACAACCCGAACCUGAAGAAGAUCGACCUGUCUUUCAACAAGAUCUCCUACAUCGGAAACUACGCAUUUUAUUACGUCCCGUUUCUGAAAGAGUUGAAUCUGAAGAACAAUCGAUUGAAAGUGAUCAAUAACAACGCGUUUGCGGUGCACGUCAAGCCUAACGACGACUUCGUCUUGGACCUGUCCAACAACCAGAUCCUGAUGAUGGCCGAAGGAGCGUUUCAGAAUCAGUUCUUCAAGAUGCUCAACAUGUCGAACAACAGGCUCAAGUCUCUGCCCGAGAAUCACUUCAGGCCUCUCAUGGAACGCAUGGCUGUCAAGCUGGACGGUGGUGUGGACGUACAAGGAAAUCGGUUGAAUUGCUCGUGCGGCAACGUUGAGUGGCUCAUGGACAUGCAGCCUUACUACCACAGGUUCAUCAAAGGCUUCGAAUGCUCGGAAACGCACAAGAACCUGGAGCACUUGUCCCGGUGGGAACUCGGAUGCGAAGGCUCCAGGAAUCCGAAAAGCAUUCUACGUGACGUCACAGUGACGUGAUCAAAGCACAGUGGAUGACGUCACGAUUGUAAUGAAGGACAGAUCUGUAGUUACUGCGAGUAGAUUCUUUGAAAAUAUCGCAAAAAUAAUCUUAUUCGCGGUAUACUUUGUGAUCUAUAGGGUUCCAUUAAUGAUCAGUGUCGAUACA